Messenger RNA from Myxozyma melibiosi, 1748 nucleotides. RefSeq names its product quinon protein alcohol dehydrogenase-like superfamily. The record is from RefSeq and is a predicted model, not a curated record. Lineage: Eukaryota; Fungi; Ascomycota; Lipomycetes; Lipomycetales; Lipomycetaceae. Bases 99 to 1628 code for a protein of 509 amino acids. Gene Ontology annotation, cellular component: anaphase-promoting complex. Gene Ontology annotation, molecular function: ubiquitin ligase activator activity; anaphase-promoting complex binding; protein binding. The transcript is spliced from 4 exons. Gene Ontology annotation, biological process: positive regulation of anaphase-promoting complex-dependent catabolic process; positive regulation of ubiquitin protein ligase activity; anaphase-promoting complex-dependent catabolic process.
CUGCAAGAACCCGGCACCUCCUCUGCUCCAUUCAACAAUUCUACUUCAGCCGUACUUUUUGCUGUUGAGAAGCUCAUGCGCUAUUGCUCGCGAUAAGAAUGCCGCCAGACGAGGGCAGAAACGAUCCGCUUUCGCCUUUCUUGCCCGGCAGUACUGAGCGUCUUAGCGCUUCCCCGCAUAGAAAGCGGAUACGGGUCGCUUAUAGCGACCGGUAUAUACCAAAUCGCGAUAGCGUCAAUCUGCAGGCUGGGUUUAGCUUGAAGCCCGAGAGCUCAGCGACCGAUGAGCGAGUACCAUCGCGAUCAAGCGAAAAUGAGUUGGACAGUCAGAGAAUCGAAGAAGCGAAUCGAACAUUCACAGAAGUAUUACGUUCCGAAUUAUUUGGCGAUGAAGUGCCUUCAAGCGAGCCCGGUCGCACUCCUCCAUCACUAGGCGCCGAGUAUUCCGCCAGCGGCUCCGUCACCCCGCCCCGAUUACAUCCAUCUACACCUUCUACUCCGUCUCGAAAUCUGUUCACAUUCAAAUCUCCUUCUGCUCGCCGAACACCAACAAAACAGUUAAACGGCGCGACCCUCGACGUCGAAAAUGAGGUCUUCUCUUUGUCGCCAGUGCGCUUUCAAUCACAGCAAAUGCUUCUGUCGCCCCGAAAACAACUACGAUCGAUACCAAAAGUCCCCUUUCGGGUGCUGGAUGCUCCUGAGCUGGCUGAUGACUUCUAUCUGAAUCUGGUUGACUGGUCAUCCUCAAAUAUCCUCGGAGUAGGGCUCUCACGAUCCGUAUACCUAUGGAACGCAGUCAGCGGGAACGUCAGCAAGCUGUGCCAACUUCCAGAAAAUGAUGCUGUCACAUCACUAGCAUGGCUUCAGGAAGGAAAAUACCUGGCGGUCGGAUCACAUCGUGGGAUAGUGCAGAUCUGGGACGCCGAAGCAGAACGAAAACUACGAACCAUGGACGGACACACCUCUAGAGCUGGUUCUCUGGCGUGGCGGGGGCAUAUUCUAUCUUCCGGUAGUAGAGACAAGUCGAUCCUUUUGAGAGAUGUGCGUGAGUCUGGUUCUUAUUUUCGACGGUUGACGGGCCACAAGCAAGAAAUUUGCGGCUUAAAAUGGAGUAACGAGGACGAUAAACUUGCAUCCGGCGGAAACGACAACAAACUGUUUGUCUGGGACAGCAUCAGCGAUUCACCCCUUUUAAGAUUUACAGAGCAUGUUGCGGCAGUUAAAGCGAUUGCCUGGAGUCCACACCAGCGAGGUAUCUUGGCCUCCGGUGGUGGAACGGCCGACCAACGCAUCAAAUUUUGGAACACAAUGACCGGAAGGCAAAUCAAUGAGAUCGACACCGGCAGUCAGAUCUGCAACCUGGUUUGGUCGAAAAACUCAAACGAGGUGGUGUCCGCUCACGGGUAUUCACAGAAUCAGAUUGCGAUCUGGAAGUACCCGUCGAUGCGCCAGGUUACAGCACUCACAGGACAUACGUGCCGCGUGCUUUAUUUGGCAAUCAGCCCCGAUGGGCAGACAAUCGUAUCUGGAGCUGGAGAUGAAACGCUAAGGUUUUGGAACGUUUUUGGUAAAGGGAGGCCGGAAUAUCGCGAGGUGACUCUUUUGGAUGUUGUGCCCCAACUUCGAUGAUGUAUAUAUGGCUAUAGAUUUUUUAUUUCUCUUUUUGAACUUGUACAUUACUUGGCUUUCUAAUUUUUUUUUGGUUAAUUGAAUGUUUUUGGAGGUUAUUUUGUACAGAAACGCCGUCAU